Molecule: messenger RNA, 1887 nt
Organism: Monoraphidium neglectum
Lineage: Eukaryota; Viridiplantae; Chlorophyta; Chlorophyceae; Sphaeropleales; Selenastraceae
Product: cathepsin A
Exons: 7
Coding region: 1-1887 (628 amino acids)
Biological process (GO): secondary metabolic process; proteolysis
Molecular function (GO): serine-type carboxypeptidase activity; acyltransferase activity, transferring groups other than amino-acyl groups
Source: RefSeq, a predicted model, not a curated record
AUGAUCACAUGGGUCGUCCUGCUGCUCGUGGCUUCCACGGCCGCCCUCGAUCCAACGAGCCGCAAGACUGUAGAUAUUGGACUACAUGAUCCGGUCGACGGUGCAUUUGAGGUGCCUCGCCUACCUGGCUAUGAUGGCGAGCUGCCGUCGCGCCACCGUGCCGGCUACGUGACCGUCGCGCCGGACGUUGGGCGGCGCCUUUAUUACUACCUGGUCGGAUCUGAGUCACCGACCGCGGACGACGACCCCUUGGUGAUCUGGCUGACCGGCGGCCCAGGCUGCAGCAGCCUCGACGCUUUUACCUAUGAGAACGGGCCCUUUAUCUUCGAGCUUUCCACAAGUGCGGGCCCCGCCCACCACGGCCGCGCGCCCUCUGCCGCGGACGUGUCGCUGCGGCGCAACCCCUACUCGUGGUCGCGCGAGGCUCAUGUGCUAUAUGUUGACUCACCGGCCGGCACUGGCAUGUCCUACUCCCUCGAGGCACCAGAGGAUGGUUACUACACCGACGACCACCAGACUGUGGACGACCUGCUGGCCCUGGUGCUGGGGGUCCUGAGCGACGUGCCCGACAUGAGGGGGCGAGACGUUUACAUAGCGGGGGAGUCCUACGGCGGCGUUUAUGUGCCGCUGCUGGCUGAGCGCAUUCUGCGGCACAACAAGGACCUGGCGGCGCAGCAGGAGGGUCAGCGCAAGGACAAGGCAACCCUGCCCAACCAGCAGCCGCACCAGCAGCAGCAGCAGCAGCCGCAACACCAGCAGCAGCAGCAGCAGCAGCAGCAUGAUCAGUCCAGCCGCGGCAUCCUGCGGCGGUGGCUCUUGUCCAGCAACAGCCAGGCUCGCAGCUUACAAGCAGGCAGCAGCGGCAGCAGCGGCGGCGGCGGCGGCAGCAGCACAGGCAGCAGCGGGGUCAGGGUGGGGCGUGACUUGGCGCUCGACCACCACCACAGGGUGGACCUGGUGGGCUACAUGGUGGGGAACGGUGUGACUGAUGACCAAGUGGACGGUGACAGCCUGGUCCCUUACGCCUGGGACGCUGGCCUGCUCGAUAAGGACACUCACGAUUUCGUGAACCGCGCCUGCAACGGCUCCUACUGGGAUGUAAAAAAGGGCACCGCCUGCUGGGACGCCUUGGACGUGGUGGAUGCUGCCAUCGGCGACAUCAACCCCUACGACACCCUCAGCCCCUGCUUCUUCCCGCGUGCCAAGCCCCACGCCGGCACGGCCGCGAGCGAGGCCGUCAGCGUCAGCGGCCCGAGGGCUGCGUGGCCGCGUAGCCCGCGUUUCCCAGCGGGGCAACCAGUGUCCAACUGGUGGACGGUGUCCGGUGCAGAGGGUCAGGGUGCGCUGGGGGUCGAGGUUGCCACAGGCGGCGCGGAGGAGGGGGGGCUGAGCGAGGGUGAGCAGCAUGAUGCGCGCGGCAUGCUGGGGCACACGAUCCCGUGUGCGGACAGGCGGGCGGCGCUGGCAUACUACAACGAUCCCGAAGUGCGGCGCGCCAUCCACGCCGCACCCCACCGCGCCGCCGGCAGAUGGGAGCCCUGCAGCGACGUUCUGCACUACACCCACACAGCACCCAGCAUGAUCCCAGUCCACAGGCGCCUGAUCGCGGCCGGACUGCGCGGGCUGGUUUUCAGCGGACUGCAGGACUACGUCGUACCCUUCACUGGCAGCCGCAAGUGGGUGGCCGGCCUGGGGCUGCCCACGCAGCUGCCCUGGCGCCCUUGGAAGCUCGGCAGGCAGGUGGCAGGCCAUGCGGUCAGGUACAGGGCUGAGGGGGAGGGGCCGCUCACGUAUGCGACGGUGAUUGGGGCGGGACACAUGGUGCCGCAGACGCGGCCGCGGUCGGCGCUUGCGCUGCUGCGCGCUUUCCUGAGGCGCGAGGUUUGA